Molecule: messenger RNA, 3190 nt
Organism: Oryzias melastigma (Indian medaka)
Lineage: Eukaryota; Metazoa; Chordata; Actinopteri; Beloniformes; Adrianichthyidae
Product: putative methyltransferase NSUN7
Exons: 12
Coding region: 501-3023 (840 amino acids)
Molecular function (GO): methyltransferase activity
Source: RefSeq, a predicted model, not a curated record
AUGCAAUUUUAAACAGCUCAUCAUCCUCUGUGCAGAUUACAGUAAGCUGUUGUAGCCCUUUCUUCCGAGCGCCGCUUCGGAAGUUUUCAUCUGCGGGGCGCAGAAAACAGCUUGACACUCAUUAAAUCAGUGCUGUUUGAAAUUCACUCAUUUAUUCCUUUCGCCCUGACACCGCCUUAUUGGACAUGCUGCGCAUUUCCGAUAAACUCUGACUUUGCUCCUUAAACAUUUAUGAGUGUAGUAAAAGCAAAUUAGACUCUAUAUGUCUUUGCUCUUGAGUCGUGUUUAAUUAGGGGGCUGAUGCCUGUUAGGAUGUUCAAAAGAAGAAGUGAUUAAGUAGUAUGCAUGAAGACUUUUGAUUUUGAGGUCAAAAUAAGUGAUGUUUUGGGCAUGUUUCCAAAAAAAAAAAGAAUAAUCAAUGUGGCGGAAGCACAUGAGUUAAGCAGGUGAGUCACAGCUGGACUUUUGUCCAGGGUCGGACAACAGUUGAUUAUUUAUUCAUGGAUGUAUCUGAACUGCCCUCUAACUGCACCACAAGGAACCAGAAAUGUACUUUAUCAAUAGCAACACUGAAGAAGGACGACACAUUAACUUAUUUACAUCUAGAAGGCUCUACGUCAGCGCUUUGGACACACAAUGUGUUUGCUCAACGUUUGCAGGAACACAGGAGAGUAGCUGCCAACUUUCUAGAAGUAUUUCACAGUCAUCCUCUCUGUUACUGCACAGCAAGCUCCAGUGAGGAUGUCAAUAUGAACCCAGAGACGGAACUGGCAGUUCCCUCUGAUCAAAACCACACCAAUAACCUGCCCACUCUUCCUCGUCUUGAUCUCCAUUCCAACCCAGACAGUCCUCCUUCAGAUCAGGUUUAUCUUCAGGCAGCAGCCAUUUUCCAGUGGCUGCACGCAGAAAAGCCAGCACCACAUCAUCUAAUGCAACACAAAGAGAAGACAGACACACCCCUGUCAGGGAGUGGAGACAAAAACACACAAAAACAGGCCUUCCAGCUGGCCUUCAGCACCCUCAAAUAUCAAGAGUUACUCCUGGAUGUGAUUUCUAACAGCCGCUUGCAGAAAUGUCCACAUAUGGUGGACGGCGACCUGUUGCCCCUGGCGAUGGUGAUGCUCUUUGACCUCCAGGAAAACAAGUUUGCUCUCCAAGAGCUUUCCCCAAAGGAGGGACAGGAUGUGUUCCAAGAAGUGAGAGACCUGCAGAGGAGUCUUCAAAAGUGCAAAACCAAGCUGGCUGCAAAUCUGGCUCGCUUCAGGGUGAAGCAUCGUUUACGGAGCGUCUCCCGUUUUUUGCCCGACUCUGUCAGGACCAAGCAGACCAGAGCUAAGACCCUGCCGCUGUACGCGUGGAUAAACACUUGCCGGAUAAGUCUUGCUGACAUGUGUGAAGCACUGCAAAGCGCCGGCCUGAUUGAAGCUCAGAACAUAACAGACCUCACGGAGUUUGCCUUCUGCAAGGACCCGCUCUGUCCAGACACUCUGGUCUUCCAUCAAAGCCUGCAGGCUCGACUCCUGCACAGCAGCCUCGCCGCCACACGUCUGCUGAACCUGCAGGACAGAAGUGUGUGUUUGGCAGUCAGAGUUCUGCAGCCUCUGCUGUAUGAAAAAGCAGACGUGCUGGUGGUGGGGUCCUUCUCCGCUCUGACCGUGGCUCACAUCGCCACUGUGGCUGCUUCCCGCGUGGGCCGAGUGCUGGUGUGCGGCACCGAUCACACGGCGUCUCAGGUGAAGGAAAUGCAGGAGCUGCUCACCCAAAUGGACAUCCAAAAUGUUCAAAUCCUUUCAGAGUCUUUCUCCAAUCUCAGUGAGUGGGACGCCAGCGCUCAGAUGAUCAGGGUCAUCGCCGUGCUGCCUCAGUGCUCGUCCUCUGCCCUCAACGACCCGGUGCCCACCAUGUACAGUGAACACGGAGACUGGACUCUACUGCCAGGAUUGUCCCAGGGUUCUGUUUCCUCCAGCAAAAUGCUCUCCCUGACUGCCAAACAAUCAUGGCUGCUGGGUCAUGCGCUCACCUUUCCAAAGGUCCAGACUGUGCUGUACUGCACACGCUCAGUGUAUCCUGAGGAAAAUGAAGAUCUGGUGAGGAAGGUUCUAGAGAAAACCCGCACUCCUCCCAAACUGCUGCCAUUCAGAGUGAGUGGUCCGAUUUUUCCGGAUGAUUCCCCACCGGGAGCGGCAGCCGACCCCAGGUUCUUCAGACUCGCACCCUCUCAUCUCACCAACGGAUGCUUCAUCGCCAGAAUAUCACGUCAGGCCGAUCCCACAAAGGUUGAAACAGUCCAGGAUGUGUUGGCAAGAGCAGCUGCGAAGGGCCUCCUGGGCGGCAUCAUUCCUGAACCGCCAAGAGGCCGUAAAAAGGGGAAAAGCAAGAAGACUCAAGCUGCUUCAUCUACAAGCAAACCGUCAUCCCCAUCCGAACAGGAGAAGCGGGAGGGCGAGGAUUAUGAAAAUCCAACCUCAGAACAGGGAGAGGAGAUUCAGCAGGAAGACUUGAGGGAUGAUGGGGAAAAGGGGAAGGGAGAAAAGAAGAAAAAGCGUAAGCGGGCGGGAAAAAAACAAACCAGAAAAGCAGACUCGGUCCAAAAGAAGUCUACAAAGAAAAAAGGGAACCAGUCGCACAAUAAGAAGCCCAAACAAAUACCCCGUCUCACGCUCGCGUCAAUCUCCUCAGACAAACCCUCCAGCAGCUUGACUCUGAUCACCGCUCUCGCACACAAGAUCAGCGGGAAUCCAGCAGGUCAGACAGAGCCGGGCUCAGCUGCUUCCAUCACCUCUGCGCUCAGGAGGCCAAACGUUCAGCAGGCAGGAGCAGAAACACUCAAGGACUCCACCAAACCCUCCAGACAGGAGAAAGCUGCAGCAACACAGGGGGCAGUGAGGCCUAAAGACCACGCUCUACCACCCAUUUCCUGCCUCACCUCCUCCUCUCAGUGCAACAGGAGCAGAAGUUCUGUCUCUCCUCAGCCUGCAAGCACCUCAGCAUCCGUAUCCUCAAUCUCUCUGCCCGACAUUUAAAAAUGCAGAUUUAUUUUCUUUAUUGAGAGGUUCUACUUUUUCUAAGACUCACGUGAACAAAAUACAUUUUAACAACUAGAAAUAUCAGAAUUCAUGUGCCAUAGUUUAUAUUUAUAAACAUAAAUUACAUGUACUGAAUGUGUAAAUACAUGUGAAAAAAAUAAAAC